Canis lupus familiaris (dog) is the source of this 234-nucleotide messenger RNA. Its product is annotated as acyl-CoA-binding protein-like. Gene Ontology annotation, cellular component: mitochondrion. The coding region runs from base 1 to 234 and encodes 77 amino acids. NCBI's taxonomy places the organism in Eukaryota, Metazoa, Chordata, Mammalia, Carnivora, Canidae. The record is from RefSeq and is a predicted model, not a curated record. Gene Ontology annotation, molecular function: fatty-acyl-CoA binding. Gene Ontology annotation, biological process: fatty acid metabolic process. The transcript has a single exon.
AUGUUUCAGGCUGAGUUUGACAAAGCUGCCGAGGAUGUUAAGUACUUCAAGACCAAGCCAGCAGAUGAUGAGAUGUUGUUCAUCUACAGCCACUACAAGCAAGCAACUGUACGUCACGUAAACACAGAAUGGCCUUGGCUGUUGAAUCUCAGAGGCAAGGCCAAGUGGGAUGCCUGGAAUCAGCUGAAAGGGACUUCCAAGGAAGAUGCCAUAAAACCUUACGUCAACAAGUAG